ACAACUCAGCGUCUGGGGUUUACUCAGGCAGUACAUUGGGCAGCUAAUCUGCUAGGGAGGGUUCGGCAAGCGAAGUCCUCCUCUUGGCGUCUGCGGCCAGACGGGCUCUCCACUUUUGUCCUCUUCUGUUCAAGAUGGUGGCCUCACGAGCAAUUGGCAGCCUCAGCCGCUUCGGUGCCUUGAGGACCCUCCGCUGUCGAGGUUAUAUUUGCCGCAGCUUCACAGGGUCUUCUGCUUUGCUGACCAGAACCCAUUUUAACUAUGGAAUCAAAGGGGAUGUGGCAGUUGUUCGGUUUAACUCACCCAAUUCAAAGGUAAAUACACUGAACAGAGAAGUACAAUCAGAGUUCAUUGAAGUAAUGAAUGAGAUCUGGGCUAAUGAUCAGAUCCGAAGUGCCGUCCUUAUCUCGUCAAAGCCCGGCUGCUUUAUUGCAGGUGCUGAUAUCAACAUGUUAGCAGCCUGCAAAACCCCUCAAGAAGCAACCAGAAUAUCCCAGGAAGGACAGACUGUGUUUGAAAAGCUUGAAAAGUCCACAAAGCCUGUUGUGGCUGCCAUCAAUGGAUCCUGCUUGGGAGGAGGACUUGAGCUCGCCAUUUCAUGCCAAUACAGAAUAGCAACGAAGGACAGAAAAACGGUAUUAGGCGCCCCUGAAGUCUUACUGGGGCUCUUACCGGGAGCAGGAGGCACCCAAAGGCUGCCCAAAAUGGUGGGCAUCCCUGCUGCUUUUGACAUGAUGCUGACCGGUAGAAACAUUCGUGCAGACAGAGCAAAGAAAAUGGGGCUGGUUGACCAGCUGGUGGAACCCCUGGGACCAGGAAUAAAACCUCCGGAGGAACGGACAAUUGAAUACCUGGAGGAAGUUGCAGUUACGUUUGCCAAAGGCCUAGCUGAUAAGAAGAUCACGCCAAAGAGGGACAAGGGAUUGGUGGAAAAACUGACGUCCUACGCCAUGAGUAUUCCAUUUGUCAGGCAGCAGGUUUACAAAAAAGUGGAAGAAAAAGUGCGCAAGCAGACCAAAGGCCUUUAUCCUGCACCUCUGAAAAUAAUCGAUGCAGUAAAGACUGGACUGGAACAAGGGAGUGAUGCUGGGUACCUCGCUGAGUCCCAGAAAUUCGGAGAGCUUGCAGUGACCAAGGAAUCAAAGGCCUUGGUGGGACUGUAUCAUGGCCAAGUCCUAUGCAAGAAAAAUAAAUUCGGAGCUCCGCAGAAGGAAGUCAAACAGCUGGCCAUUCUGGGCGCAGGGCUGAUGGGAGCCGGCAUCGCGCAGGUCUCCGUGGAUAAGGGAGUGAAGACCCUGCUUAAAGAUGCGACGGUAGCCGGGCUGGGCCGCGGACAACAGCAGGUGUUCAAAGGGUUGAAUGACAAAGUGAAGAAGAAAGCUCUAACGUCAUUUGAAAGGGACUCCAUCUUCAGCAACCUGAUUGGGCAGCUGGACUACCAGGGUUUUGAAAAGGCUGACAUGGUGAUUGAAGCUGUGUUCGAGGACCUCAAUAUUAAGCACAAAGUGCUCAAGGAAGUAGAAGCGGUGAUCCCAGAUCACUGCAUCUUUGCCAGUAACACUUCCGCUCUGCCAAUCAAGGAAAUCGCUGCUGUCAGCAAAAGACCUGAGAAGGUGAUCGGCAUGCACUACUUCUCCCCAGUGGACAAGAUGCAGCUGCUGGAGAUCAUCACCACCGAGAAAACAAGCCAGGACACCACCGCUUCCGCCAUAGCACUUGGUCUCAAGCAGGGCAAGGUCAUCAUUGUAGUUAAGGAUGGGCCUGGCUUCUACACCACGAGGUGUCUUGCACCCAUGAUGUCUGAAAUCAUACGGAUCCUGCAGGAAGGAGUUGACCCUAAGAAGCUGGAUUCCCUGACCACAGGCUUCGGCUUCCCUGUGGGCGCCGCCACCCUGGCCGAUGAAGUUGGGGUGGAUGUAGCCCAGCAUGUGGCAGAAGAUCUAGGCAAAGCCUUUGGGGAGCGGUUCGGAGGUGGAAACGUGGAACUGCUGAAACAGAUGGUGGCCAAGGGCUUCCUGGGUCGCAAGUCUGGAAAGGGCUUUUACAUCUACCAGGAGGGCUCAAAGAAUAAGAAUUUGAACUCUGACAUGGAUAGUAUUUUUGCAAGCCUGAAGCUGCCUGCUAAGCCUGAGGUCUCCUCUGAUGAAGACAUUCAGUACCGCGUGGUGACAAGAUUUGUGAAUGAGGCAGUUAUGUGCCUGCAGGAAGGCAUCCUGGCCACACCCACGGAGGGAGACAUUGGAGCGGUGUUUGGGCUCGGCUUCCCGCCGUGCCUCGGAGGCCCUUUCCGCUUCGUGGAUUUGUACGGUGCCCAGAAGAUAGUGGACCGGCUCCGGAAGUACGAGGCAGUCUAUGGGAAUCAGUUCACCCCAUGCCAGCUGCUCCUUGACCAUGCUAACAGCCCCAGCAAGAAGUUCUACUAGUGACCAGACCACAUCCCACCCCAGUGCUGUGAUUCUCCUGUGCCGUGUAAAGUAUUGGGAAGCUGGAGGAGACCGAGUCUGGCCUCAGCUUGCUCCUUGAUCAAAGUGCCUUCAGUGCUGACCACUUCCUUCUGGCGAAGUGUGACUGAAUUAAGGUUUGCACUCCAUGUUGGAAGAUGGACCCCGUGCUGCUUUUGUUAGCCCAAGGCCCCGAGCAGCAGCUAAGAGCCAUCUGGAGCCAUCUCUGUUCCCACGGGGGCCAGCGGCAGCUAAUGGUGGUGAGGGCAUUUCUGCACCCAGCCAAAUGCAGAACAAUAAAGAACAGACUCUCA
Cavia porcellus (domestic guinea pig) is the source of this 2755-nucleotide messenger RNA. It is a transcript of the gene Hadha, whose product is annotated as hydroxyacyl-CoA dehydrogenase trifunctional multienzyme complex subunit alpha. The transcript has 20 exons. The record is from RefSeq and is a predicted model, not a curated record. The coding region runs from base 135 to 2423 and encodes 762 amino acids. Gene Ontology annotation, cellular component: mitochondrion; mitochondrial fatty acid beta-oxidation multienzyme complex. Gene Ontology annotation, molecular function: enoyl-CoA hydratase activity; NAD+ binding; (3S)-3-hydroxyacyl-CoA dehydrogenase (NAD+) activity. Gene Ontology annotation, biological process: fatty acid beta-oxidation. NCBI's taxonomy places the organism in Eukaryota, Metazoa, Chordata, Mammalia, Rodentia, Caviidae.